This is a messenger RNA of Gossypium raimondii (Peruvian cotton), 3113 nucleotides long. RefSeq names its product probable apyrase 7. The transcript has 5 exons. Gene Ontology annotation, biological process: nucleoside diphosphate catabolic process. The record is from RefSeq and is a predicted model, not a curated record. Bases 542 to 2770 code for a protein of 742 amino acids. NCBI's taxonomy places the organism in Eukaryota, Viridiplantae, Streptophyta, Magnoliopsida, Malvales, Malvaceae. Gene Ontology annotation, molecular function: nucleoside diphosphate phosphatase activity. Gene Ontology annotation, cellular component: membrane.
CUAAACAAAUAAAAUUUAAAAAAAGUGGGAAAGGCAGAAUAAAUAAAUAAAAGGCCGUAACCUUUUGCAAUCUUGUUUCCUGAUGAAAUAAGGAGAAGAAGAAAUAGUGAAAUACAGAAACCAGAACGAAAAUAAGGAAGAAGAGAGACCCAAAGGCCCAAAAGUCUUCUGUUUUCUAUUGGAUCUGAGAUACUGAAUCCCCAACUGACAGUUUGAUUUUAAACGGUUUUGGUUUUUCUUUUUUAUUGUGAAGACGAGGCAGAGAUCUGAGGAACUGCCGCUAUCAACGCUUGCCUGCAGGUUUCUAUCAUUGGAUUUUGGCCAUUAAGAUUCAUGAUCACUGCUGGGUUGUUACUUUGUGAUACCUUCAUCCAGUGACCUUUUUUCCCAAUCAAUGUAAUCUUCGAAUUCGAUUCCAAUGCGACUGCAAGUUUGAUGUUGGCCGUCUUAGCUAGUAUUCAAGCAGCACAGCAGAAUUGCAGAAGCAAUAUCUGGUGCAUCAAAGCUUUUAUCUGCAACACGGUCUUCUGCAGCGUCAUAGAUGUCGCCGACUUUGUCACCACAGCCAGAUAAAAAUUUGCCUCAUGGGUUUGGUUUUGCUAACUCUGGAAUCAAAAAUAAUUUGCGCCUCUCCGCAUCACUCCAAGAUUUCUCAUCAUAUCGCCGUCUUGAUCCAGAAGCAGCUAAUCUUAUUUCUGAAAUUGACAAGAGCAUGAGCUAUUCGAAACCCCCUCUACAGCGAGAAAAUGCUGCAGCAAGUUUCUCGAAGGAGAAGGGUUUGCCCGGUGGAACUCCAUUUCUAACGAGAAAGUGGGUGCGGUUAAUCAUGGCUCUUUUGUGCCUAGUUUUGUUAAUUUUUUUGACAUACAUGGUUUGCAUGUUUAUUUAUUCGAAUUGGUCUAGGGGAGCCUCCAAGUUCUAUGUUGUUCUUGAUUGUGGAAGUACUGGAACUCGAGUUUAUGUGUAUAAGGCUUCAAUUGGUCACAAGAAUGAUGGUAGUCUGCCAAUUGUCAUGAAAUCAUUAACAGAAGGUCUUUCUAGAAAACCAAGCACACAAAGUGGACGAGCUUAUGAUAGGAUGGAAACUGAGCCUGGGCUUCAUAAGUUGGUGCACAAUAAAUCGGGCUUAGCAGCUGCACUAAACCCACUUAUCUCAUGGGCAGAGAAGCAAAUUCCUGAACGUGAGCAUAAGAAUACUUGUCUUUUCCUGUAUGCUACAGCUGGAGUUCGCAGGUUGCCCAAUGCUGAUUCAAAAUGGCUUCUGGAAAAUGCCUGGUCAAUACUAAAGCGUUCGCCUUUUUUGUGCCAGAAAGAGUGGGUUAAGAUUAUCACUGGGACAGAGGAAGCUUACCUUGGGUGGACAGCUCUUAACUAUCUCACAAGCAUGUUGGGAGCCACUCUUAAGAAGGCAACAUUUGGUGCACUUGAUUUGGGUGGAUCAUCAUUACAAGUUACAUUUGAGAAUGAGCACCGCCAACAUAAUGAAACCAAUUUAAACCUUAAAAUUGGAGUGGUUACGCAUCACCUUAGUGCUUACUCUCUUUCUGGCUAUGGGUUGAAUGAUGCAUUUGACAAGUCCGUAGUUCGUUUAUUAAGGAGCCUUCCAGAUGGCUCCAAUGCCAAUCUGGUUAAUGGAAUGAUAGAAAUUAAACAUCCUUGCUUGCACUCUGGCUACAAGGAACAAUAUAUCUGUUCUCAAUGUGCUUCAAAAGGUCAAGAAACUGGAAGUCCUUUAGUUCAAGGGAAAAUUUUGGACAAAGGGGGGAAAUCUGGAAUACCUGUGCAUCUUACUGGUGCUCCAAAUUGGGAGCAAUGCAGUGCAAUUGCCAAAGCUUCUGUCAAUUUAUCUGAAUGGUCGACUCUAUACCCAGGUAUUGAUUGUGAUUUGCAACCAUGUGCACUUCCAGAUGGCUUGCCUCGUCCUUAUGGCCAGUUCUAUGCUUUAUCUGGUUUUUUUGUUGUAUAUCGGUUCUUCAAUUUGUCUCCAGAAGCUGCACUUGAUGAUGUACUAGAGAAGGGUAGGGAAUUUUGUGAAAAACCCUGGGAAGUAGCCAAAAAGAGCGUUGCUCCACAGCCCUUUAUUGAACAGUACUGCUUUAGAGCACCAUAUAUAGUAUCACUGUUGAGAGAGGGCUUGCACAUCUCUGACAGUCAACUUGUCGUUGGUUCUGGAAGUAUUACAUGGACAAUGGGUGUUGCACUGUUGGAAGCUGGGAAGUCAUUUUCAAGCAGACUAGCGCUCCCUGGAUAUCAAAUACUGCAGACCAAGAUUGAUCCAAUGAUUCUUAUUGCCAUUCUUUUAAUGUCUUUGGUUUUGCUUGUUUGUGCAUUAUCGUGUGUUAGUAAUUGGACGCCAAGAUUUUUCCGGAGGUCAUAUCUUCCUCUUUUCCGGCAUAACAGUGCAUCUACAUCUGUCCUUAAUAUACCAUCUCCUUUCCGGUUAAAGCGCUGGAGCCCUAUGAACACUGGGGAUGGAAGAGUUAAGAUGCCACUAAGUCCAACUGUUCAUGGUAGUCAACAAACACCAUUUGGCUUGGGACAUAAUCUUGGCAGCAGUAUCCAGCUGACUGAGUCUUCCUUGUACCCAUCAACCAGCAGUGUUUCACAUAGUUAUUCCUCAAGUAGCUUGGGGCAGAUGCAAUUUGACAAUAGUAGCGUGGGUUCAUUCUGGUCCCCUCACAGAAGUCAGAUGCGGCUGCAAAGUAGGAGAUCACAGUCACGAGAAGACCUUAACUCCUCACUAGCUGAGACACAAAUGGUGAAAGUUUAGGAAAGGCUUUGCAGAAGUUUUGAUGCUACAAGCAAAUACCGAAUUGAUGUGAAGCGGGAUGAGUGUAGGCAAAACAAUGAUGAGAUGAUUGGUCCAGAUUGGUUAGAAGGAAGCCCUCCUCGACUUACCUGCGUUUUAAAUUGCAUAUUUCUUGGGAUUUCAAGCAUUGGUUACCAUUCAUUCAUAUUUCACAAUGGUAGGUGCUGUGCUGACUUAUUGUUUAAUUUGAGUCUCUUGUACCUCUUAGAGUUUUAUAUUGCACAGCCUAUACCUGAAGCAUCAUCUGUCAUCACACAGACACAGCUAGAUUAAUAGUAUUACUCUUCCCUUUUUCUUUUUCCUA